Halichondria panicea is the source of this 635-nucleotide messenger RNA. RefSeq names its product peptidyl-prolyl cis-trans isomerase-like 1. Gene Ontology annotation, biological process: protein peptidyl-prolyl isomerization; protein folding. NCBI's taxonomy places the organism in Eukaryota, Metazoa, Porifera, Demospongiae, Suberitida, Halichondriidae. Bases 93 to 575 code for a protein of 160 amino acids. The transcript is spliced from 8 exons. The record is from RefSeq and is a predicted model, not a curated record. Gene Ontology annotation, cellular component: catalytic step 2 spliceosome. Gene Ontology annotation, molecular function: peptidyl-prolyl cis-trans isomerase activity.
UGAACUUCGACCUCUGGUGCGCUAAAUUUGGAAUCUUUUCUACCAAAUAAUUAUAAUACAGGCGCCUAGGCAAUGCUCUGAUUAGAGGGGCAAUGAUGAAUCAACCGAGUAAAAUACUGUUAGAGACCACAAUGGGAGACAUUAAAAUUGAGCUGUAUUGGAAACAUGCACCUAAGACAUGUAAGAAUUUCACUGAAUUGGCAAACUCUGGGUACUACGCUGGCUGCAUAUUUCACAGGAUCAUUAAGGACUUCAUGAUUCAAGGAGGAGAUCCGACGGGUACUGGGAGAGGAGGCUCCUCCAUAUAUGGCGAUCAUUUUGAGGAUGAGAUUCACCAGGACCUAAAGCACACUGGGGCGGGUAUCAUUUCUAUGGCAAACAGUGGCCCCAACACGAACGGAAGUCAGUUUUUUAUAACACUCGGACCAACUCAGUGGCUUAACGGCAAGCAUACCAUAUUUGGACGCGUGUGUGAAGGCAUUGCAGUCGUCAAGAAGAUGAGCAUGGUGGAGACAGGUGCUAAUGACAGACCAACGGAUGAAAUAAUGAUAUUACAAGCUUACGGCCAAGACUGAACAUCAGUGUCUUUUUCUUUUGCCACAUGCCACAUGUAAUAAUUAUCAUCACAAAUUGAA